Closterium sp. NIES-67 is the source of this 2184-nucleotide messenger RNA. The record is from the annotation of a GenBank genome assembly. NCBI's taxonomy places the organism in Eukaryota, Viridiplantae, Streptophyta, Zygnematophyceae, Desmidiales, Closteriaceae.
UUUUGCUUGUGAACUGCCAUGACCUAAUCAACCAGUCCCAACGCCUUUCUCGCUAUUACUCGUCAUCCUAACGACGUAGACGUAGCUCGUCUUUGCCAUCCGCCGCUGUGCGCGGUGGUCGAGUACGAGUACGCGCAAUCCGGCCGCGCUGCUUGUAAGCAACGCGCCUCGCUGACGUUAUUGGAGCGGCGCGUUUCCCGCGUAUGCCAUCCGCCGCUACCUAGGCAGCGCGAGCGGUGCGUCCGAAAAUCUGCGGUUUACUAUAAGUUACGUCAGGGUUUCGUCACCAGUGGUUCUAGCAGGCAACGCAUUUCCGGCUAGCCUCUCCGACGCUGUCAGAGCAACGCAUUUCCCGCUUAUGAGGUGACUUUUGAGUCGACUCAAAAGUCACCUCGUUACAAUUUCCUGCGUAUGUCAUCCGUCGCUGUCGGCGCAGCGCGAGCAGUGGUCGAGUACGCGCGAUCGGGCCGCGCCGCGUGUCGGCACUGCAGCGAAGCGGUUGCUAAGGAUGCGAUGCGAGUCGGAGUGAUCACUAAAGGCAAUGGCGGGUUCGACGUUACCAAAUGGUUCGUACCCUCGCCCUAUCUAGCGCUGCAGUACACUGGUAGCCAAGGAUGAGAUGCGAGUCGGAGUGAUCACCAAAGGCAAUGACGGAUUUGGACGUCACCAAAUGGUGUGGCGCAGUCUAAUAACUUUCUCUAGUUGAUUCCUUACGCGUGUGGCCUCCUACUCUCUGCAGGUACCAUCCGCCCUGCGUCGCCGCUGCCAACUCGCUUUCGAUACAGUCACCGUCCAAAUUACAAGGAUUCACGCGGUUAAAGCCGUCCGACCAGAAAACGCUCCAGGCCAUCUUUACGAGAGCCGCCGCUGCUGCUGCUGCUGCUGCUGCUGCUGGUGCUGCUGCUGGUGCUGGUGGUGUUGCGUUGAAUCAAGGAGGGGCAGCAGCAGCAGCGCCACAGGAAACAGGAGGAAGCGAGGGACGCAAGGACGGGAGAGCAAAGAGGGUGAUGGAGGGAGGCGGCGGGGAGGGGGGUGCAGGGGCAGAAGCAGGGGCGUUACGAGACGGUGUGACUGAAGCAGGAGGUUCUUGUAACGGGGAUGUGCGCAGCAGAGGCGACUGCAGUGGGCCGGAAUUGAAGAGAAGCAAGGCGGUGCAAGAAAGCUCCUCCGUUUGCCCUCCUGCAUCUCCCCAGCUGAAGGAGCUUCUCGGAAACUUCUCGCUCGAGUCCCUCAAAGGGAUUUACAAGGGAAUUUCUCUAGCUCCUGGGUGGCUCUCCUUCUCCUCUGUCAUUCUGCACCAGAGCCCGGGCUUGAAGCCAUCCGCUCGAAUCGCGGCCUUUGAUUUCGAUGGCUGCCUUGUCAACACCAAUGUGAGGAUCAUGGGAGCACAUGCCUGGUCUCUUAUGUUUGAGAAUGUGCCCAGCGUUCUCCAGCAGUUACACGAGGCAGGCUACAAGAUUGUCAUAUUCACCAACGAGUCGAACAUCGACCGCUUCACCAAGCAGCGCCAGAAAGCCAUUGAGUCCAAGAUUGGGCGGCUGACCGGAUUCAUGCAAACUGCACCGGAUGUGCCCAUGCAGAUUUUCAUCUCCUGCGGUCGCAGCCACUCAGGGGACCUGUUUCGAAAGCCAGAAGGGGGGCUCUGGCACCUGCUGUGGCGCUGCCUGAAUGGGGGCGUGGGGUUAGACAUGGGGAGGUCCUUUUUUGUGGGCGAUGCCGCUGGCCGCCUCAAGGACCACAGCGACUCGGAUCGGGUGUUUGCUCAGAACCUCAGGCUGCCAUUUUAUUUGCCUGAAGAGAUAUUUGGGGCAUCUCCUUCAGCAUUGAGCCGCCUUCUCACGCCACCACCAUCCUAAGUAGCUCAUCAAUGUUGUGAUAUAUGAAGUUUUGCAUUCCUGCAAGUUCCGCUUUUGGUGUAGCUAGCAGUAUCGAGUUUCUCAGUAAGCAACCAUGCUCGAGUGCUGACGCCAUCAAAGCAUCGCGCGUCUCUGGGAUGAUGUCAGCAUACCGCUUCAGUCACGCGAAUAAGCGUAACGAACCGUUUCAGUCGCGCGAGCAGUCGCGACCCUAUAGAAUGAUGAAUAGGUCGCAUAGCGCUCAACUAGCCGAGCAGGUACUUUUCCUAGAGCUAUAAAUCCUUGUAAGAGCGCGUUCCUACCAACCUCUUCCCAAACUAGCACAUCU